CAAACCCACCACAUACAUACAUACAUACCUACCUACACCACCCACCAAACACCUCCCCAAUCCCAAAGAAGGAAAGAAGAAGAAAAAAGAAAUCAAAAUGUCCACAGCCGCGAAAACAACCACAACCUACCGCGCCCUCCUCCGCGAACUCCCCCGCCGGACCCUCUCCACUCCUACUCCUCUCCAACACCGCCUCCGCGACAUGUACAUCAGCAACAACAACAACCAACAGGGUGUUGUGGACGCAGACGCACAAGAAUCCCUCCGCCAACAUCGUCUCGAUCAGGCAAACCAGUUCGCUAUCUACGCUAAAGCCCAGCGCGUGUAUGCCGAGCUCGUCGAGAGAUAUAACCCCGGUACUACCCUCGAUGAGGAGGAGAGGAUUCGGUUGACGGCUAGACGGGUCGGGUGGGAUUUGCCUGUUGAGGCGGGGAAGGAGAGGGAUGAAUAAAUAAAUACAGAGACUUAUGGGUUUGGG
Molecule: messenger RNA, 478 nt
Organism: Aspergillus neoniger CBS 115656
Lineage: Eukaryota; Fungi; Ascomycota; Eurotiomycetes; Eurotiales; Aspergillaceae
Product: LYR motif-containing protein
Exons: 1
Coding region: 98-451 (117 amino acids)
Biological process (GO): mitochondrial proton-transporting ATP synthase complex assembly
Cellular component (GO): mitochondrial matrix
Source: RefSeq, a predicted model, not a curated record